Vidua chalybeata is the source of this 1409-nucleotide messenger RNA. RefSeq names its product cilia and flagella associated protein 418 (gene CFAP418). Gene Ontology annotation, cellular component: cytosol. The coding region runs from base 61 to 942 and encodes 293 amino acids. Lineage: Eukaryota; Metazoa; Chordata; Aves; Passeriformes; Viduidae. The record is from RefSeq and is a predicted model, not a curated record. The transcript has 9 exons.
CGGGCAGACCCCGCCCCUGCCGGCGCCGCGGGGCCGCCGUGGCAACCGCGGGGCGGCAAGAUGGCGGACGAUCUAGAUCGGCUGCUGGACGAGGUGGAGAGGCGGCUGUGGCACCGGCACGGCGGCGGCGAGGAGGAGCCCGCGGCGGCCAAGGGCAGAUCAGCUAAAGUGUUACUGAGUGCUGGCAGCAGUGAAGAAGAUCUAGACAACAUUAUUGAUGAAAUCUGUAAUGACAGCAGCUUUACCAAAACACCUCCGAAAUUGAAGUCUAAUUCUGCAAGUCUCACACCUGAAAGAAAUAGUGUUGUUGUACAGGCACAUGGGAAAAGAUGCUGUCCAGUGUACUUGGGUGGAAGCCUUUCACCAUCUGGGAUAGGAACAAAUAUUUCAAAAAGAACGUGUGAUCAUCUACGUUGUACUGCUUGUGACUUCCGUGUGUCACUUUUCAAUGACUACGUCUGGGAUCAGUCCUGUGAUUAUCUUUUUUUCAGGAAUAACAUGCCUGAGCUCAGUAAACUAAGAGCAAAGAUGAUAAAGAAGAAAGGAGCACGUGCAUAUGCUUGUCAGUGCAGCUGGAGAUCCAUUGAAGAAUUAACUGACCUCCAAACAGAGCAGCAGCUUCGAACCUGCACAGGCCCAGCAGUGUGCCUGGGAAGUCUGGCAGUGCUUCUUCAGUGCACCAGACUGCUCCUUCCAGUGCCCACGCAGCCUUGCUGUAGAGUCAGAGUUACAUGUUACAAACCACUCCAAAGUCCUUGGAUGAAAAGAAUGCAAAGAAAGCCCGUCGCAUUAGUCUGCAGCAGAUCCCUCAAAAAAACAAAAGCAAUGAAGGAUGACAAAAUCAGAUUCCAUCAAAUUUUAAUAUGCUGCUCUGACUUAUCUUUCACUUGUUUUACCUGCAAACUAUGGAGGGUGAAUAUAACUCAGAAGAGUCAUUAUUAAGAAUCAACCUGCCAUUAAAGUUAACUUACAGAAGCAUAAUAACAUUACAUAUUGCAAGCUCUGCAUUGUAUUAUAUCAAAUAAAGAUUUUUUUUGUCCAAACACCUAUUUUAGUUUUGUACUGAAGAUAUUCUGUGAAUGCUGACAUUUGCUGAAAGACUGCCACUUCUCUUGUUUCCUGACAUGUGAGUCUUUGGGUCAUGUAACCAGCACAUGUGGUAGUCACACAAUGCAAGAAAUGCUGUGUUGGGAGCUGCGUACACAAUUUUUUCUUCCUGCCAGGCUCUUUUUUCAAAAGACCUGACAUUGUCUGUGGUGUGACACCUGAUAACUGCAGGCAAGUGGAGUAAAGGAGCACCAGGUGCUGCUCAUUUGUGAGGGCCACAUCUGAUGCCUAAGGUUUGGCAUGUGUGGUUUGAGAAAGUUUUUCAAAUGUCAGCACUUAAUAAAAUGAAAAGUUGGAACUAA